This is a messenger RNA of Trichobilharzia szidati, 1419 nucleotides long. Lineage: Eukaryota; Metazoa; Platyhelminthes; Trematoda; Strigeidida; Schistosomatidae. The record is from the annotation of a GenBank genome assembly.
AUUCGUUCAAUACAGCUCUGUCAAUAAUGAAUACGGAAAUCAUUAGGGAACAGGAGAAACUACCGCUCAAUAAUAAUAUCGUAGGAGAUACUCAUACGUCUUUCCAACUGAUUAGCCAUCUGUACCAAUCCUCAUCAGUGUCAAUGAAAACGCUUCAUUUGAAUAAAAUUUCCGACACAAUUGGAUUUUCUAUAUCAUAUAAUAACAAUUCAGAUAUGUUUCAUCUCAGGGAUUCUGUCUCUCCAACUUCAUCUGCAUCUUCUCCCUCGUCUACUUCCCCUUCUUCUUCUUCGACUUCUGAGUCUCCCAGAUCAUCAUCGGUUGGAAGUGAUUCUGAGACAGAUGAAGAUGAUGAUGUCACAAGGACAGAAACAACACCAAGUGACUCCAUAAAUCCAUUAUCUUGGUCAUUCACAUUUUCUAUCAAUAAUGAUUUAGAAAGAUCAAGUUAUUUUCUACCAAUUAACGAGAAUAAUGAUAGUAUCUUUGUUGGUGAUAAUAAUAAUAAUAAUACUGUGAUUAAAGGAUCACCAAAAGAUAUUUCAAUUUGGCGGGAUUUAUUCGAUACUACAUUAAAACAAAUUAAAUUGAAUACUGAAUGUCAGCAUUUUAUGUUAGCCGUAUUACAAAUCAGUUUGCAUAAAGUAUGCCCAUCUGAUUCACCGUAUUAUAUGAAUCAAACAAUUCAGAUAUCAAGGAGACAUUAUGAAUUAAUCAAUACUUGUCUAAGUGAAUUACUUCAUCUCAAUGAAAAAUCAAUUAGUAGACAACAAGAACAAGCGCAACCAAGUGAUAAGAAUAAUAAUAAAGGCACCACCACUACCAACAGCGACAACAACAACAACAAUAACAAUUCUGAUAAUAUUGUGAUCACAUUACAAUUGGGCUUUCAAUUAAUUUCUAAUGAUGAUUUAUCGUCUACUACAAUAUUCCCUCCGACUUUUUCAUCUUCUCCGCCGCCUUCACAUCCUGUUGAUCCUCAUGCUCCUGCUGCUGAUGAAGCUGGCAUCUCUCAGACUACUUCUACUUCUACUCCUACUCCUCGUAAAGAUGAAUUGUAAAAUAAUUGUCAGGUCUCUCUCUUUUUAUUUGCUAAAAGUUCUUUUCUUUUAUGAUUACUAACAGUAUUUGUGUGUAUGUAUGUACGUGUGUUGUAUGAUGCGAAAACCUCUAAAGUCUCUGUAAAAUACAACCAACCGUAUAUGUGUAUAUUGUACAUGUAAAAAAAUUGACUCAUUUAACUGAUCGAAUGAUUAUUGGCUGAUUGUCUGACUGACUGCUUGAUUGGUUGACUGACUAACUGAUUUAACCAAUAGCCUCUUUGUUUAUAAUUUCAAUCUUAUCUUUUGCCCGUCUGUGUGUGUCUGUCUAUCUAUCUAUCUUAAUAUAAUCAAAUAGUAAAAGUACCAAAUACUGAUU